Molecule: messenger RNA, 1107 nt
Organism: Dibothriocephalus latus
Lineage: Eukaryota; Metazoa; Platyhelminthes; Cestoda; Diphyllobothriidea; Diphyllobothriidae
Source: the annotation of a GenBank genome assembly
AUGUCAGCUUUGUUUGCUGAUAAAUAUACAUCCUUUUGGCGCUCAGCUCGCAAACGACAUUUUGAGCUGUUAGCCCAACUGAACACGUACGAUGAAUAUAGCGACAUCCUCGGCAUCCAGCGCCUCGCCAUUCAGAUUCUCACUUAUCCCAAACUGGCCCGACAACUGUUACUUCAGUAUAACGCCCCUCUACGUCUGAUUUCCCGCCUAUGUCGGACGUUUGCCGCCAACGCCAUACCACUUCCUGGCUUCUAUGCAACUCAGAAUUCUCAGGAGAGUCUUGCCGACCUUUGCAAUCCUGAUUGCACAUUCCAGUUCUGUCCCUCAGUCCUGAAAAAUCGCCUGCUGGCGCUUCGGAUUGCGAAUCGGGAGGCCUGGUGUCGAGCGCACAAGUACACACGCGUCGCCGCAUUUACUGAUGAGAACAGCCCGGUUGAACAACCUUUAUAUCCACCCAAAGUACUUGUCUGGUUGUACGAGCCUCAAUUGAGGCUGGACCUAAUGCCCUUCGAAUGCGCUUUGGUGUCUGUCGAUGCUGUCUCCGCCAUUCUUAAUGGCUUACUACAUGUUAAACCACUGGCUGAGGAGAGCGAGAGUUGUCCCGAAGGCUGGUGGGAUGAGGUCUCAAGGGAGAAUUUUUUGGCCUACUUCCGCUGCCUCCUCGAAAUCCUCACCUACAUGCAGGAUAUGGAUUCCAUAGAGCAAACCCUCAAGCAAGAUGCAGAAGCCCAUCUAGGCCGUCUUUAUACUCUCGUCUCGACAUCUGCCCUGCUUGCUAGCACCGAUCGCACUCUCCUCCUCUCUGCCAUCAAGGAGACCCGGGAGGCCUUUGAAAAACGCGUCGGCGUUAUAGAUCUUUGUUUCCGGGUGGCACCUUUCACAUGCACGCAGGGCAGUAGGACCAAACAUACCAAAAACAUGUCUUUCCAAGCUCUGGGAUCCACGUCAGAAGUCUACGAGUACGACGUGUCAGUAAUGAGAGUGAACAUCUCUCAACCUCUAUCUCGGCUAUUGGCAGCCCUUUACGGAUAUGGUAUUGAAAUGGGUUUUCAUCCCGUCCUGCUCGGUCUGGCGGAUGAGGUCUGUUACCUUUCAGAUUCACUCUGA